Molecule: messenger RNA, 945 nt
Organism: Aspergillus glaucus CBS 516.65
Lineage: Eukaryota; Fungi; Ascomycota; Eurotiomycetes; Eurotiales; Aspergillaceae
Product: DUF1917 domain-containing protein
Exons: 2
Coding region: 1-945 (314 amino acids)
Source: RefSeq, a predicted model, not a curated record
AUGUCUACCUCCAUCGAAGACACAGAAUUAUUCUCCGACGAAUCCAGCUUUUACGGGGACGAUACCCAAAUAACCCGCUAUGAGGACCUCGCAGAGAGCUACGAUCCAGAGCCAUAUUGGGUUGAAACUCACCCACACCUCCUAACUACCAUCCAGCACAAUGCGCUUGCACCGACACCACCAUCACCACCAUCAAAAACCACCGCUGCACUGAAAGAAGAAGAAGAAGGCAUGCCAUCUAUAGGAUCUCGCAGGUUGCCACAAAAUGCGCGAGGUCGAAACGAGCCAGUACCCGAGUUUCUUGCACGUUUACCACCGUCUAUCACAAAAGAAGAGUCUAUAGGACCGUGGAUCUUCGUGUCGGAACCGAACAGGCAAAAAGGCGUUGAUGAAGAGGAAGAAGAGGAUCUAGCCAACUUUAUUGCGAAGGGGAAUGAGCUGUUAGGAGAGUUCGAGGAGAAAAAGAGCGAACUGGAAGAAGAACACGGCCGCUCUGGUGCCAAAACAAAAACACCGCUCACACGCAAGUUAAACGUUCACCGGCGCGCACUAGAAGAAGACAUUUUCGCGCUGGCGCGGGAGAAUGGUGUUGUCUCCGGGAAAUGGAUGUUAUUCCCGUCUGUCGGCCGCGUGGACGCUGUUUGGAAAGCGGUGGUUGAGGCAACAGUGGAUGGGGAACUGGGGGAUGGGGCGAAAGUUGCGACGGAUGCUGGCGAUCGUAGGGCGCGAGGGAUGAUGAUUUAUACGAGGGAUUACAAGGAUAUUGAAAGUGUUCGGCGGGUGUUUGAGAAGUUGGUGGAGUUGGAAUUGGUGAAUACUGAGCAGCGGAUGGGGAUUUACUACAAAGCUGAUGCGUUUACGUAUCUGCGGAUUCUAGGGGAUAAUCCGUAUGGGUUGAAGGCAAGUCUAUAUUCCAGCAAGGAUAUUUUGGCGGGGAAGGUUUGA